AGUGGUGUGGAUGAGGCAAUCAAUGAAAUAAGCUUCACAUUUAUUGCUGUAACCGGUGAGUAGUCAGUUAGAAAAUGUACGCAUAUGCAUCUAAGACUAAGAAUUGCAACUUUGAUGAUAAGGAAUACAUGAUACAAGACUGUUCUUUCUCUUUCAGAAUGAAAUAUAUAUAAAUAAUAUAAUGCUGCAUAAUUCAGUAUGCAUCUACUGUCUUUCCUUCAACAUAUUGGUAUUGGAAUAUUCCUGAUUCAUGUUAAAUAAGAAAACAUGAAGGAUACCAGCCAUUCAUGAAAAAUGUUUAUCUAUAGUUUAUCUCUUUUAAGUACAUGUAUAGAUGAACAUGUCAACGUAAGAUCAAACCUUAGAACCAGUAGCAUAGACAAUAUGUUUUGAAAAGCUCAUCACGGUGAUAAAAUUAUAUACCUGUGUGUUAGCUACCUCACUUGUAUCUAGAUUCUAUGCAAGUUCUUUUGUGGUCUCAAUAAAGAUUGUUGUAUAACUGUAAAUGUUAGACAAAUCAUAAUAUAACUUUCAAUUUUCAACAUAUGGUAAAGAAUUGAUUAAUCUCUUUGGCCUUUUAAUUAACGUAAAUUGUAUUGCAAUUCUGGAAUAUUUCAAAGUAUCACCUCUGUCGCUGCUGUUAGGGAAUAUUUUGUUAGUUUCUAUUUUGCUUAUGUGUACUUUUCAUUUCAUUUAGUUCAGGUGCCGAGUUUGAAUUAUGGCCUUUGGGUCUGCUGAUGGGUAUUGAAUAGUUUCUGUAUUUUUUUGUUUGUUCUGUAAAUUGGGAAUAUCAGGUGGCAUUGUAUGAGUUUUUGGCCAGGGAUGUCUUAGAAAAUGAUUUAGUAAAGUAGGACAGAUACAGGAUAUUAGUAGAUGCAUAGACUUUCCUUGUUAUAAACAUUCCAUAAAAUUGACCCCUAACCUCAUCAUCAAUGGUUAUAGAACACGAUGCUAAUCGCACCUUAAGAUUUAUAGAAACAGUGAAAUGAAAAUGAAUCAUUUUAGGUUCGAUAAUUUCUCCACAGUUCCCCCCGACCCCGUCCUCACCAUCAGUGGCUACACCACCGGUGUGUCGGCAGGACAGUCCCUCCCACUGACCUGCACAUCCACCCAGGGGAAACCUCCCGCCCACGUCACGUGGUGGAAUGGUGAUGUGGAGCAGCAGCAAGCCGUCUACAGCAGUACUCCUGAUUCUAGUACUUACCAGGGAGACGCCACGAGUGUGCUGACAUUAGCUGUACAACCUGCCAACAACCAGGAGACGUACCAGUGUAGGGUCAGUCAGCUGGAAACAGAGCUGGAACGGCAGAAUGUGCAGCUCAAUGUCAGAUUUAUGACCGGACCCCCAACCCUGACCGGCUACUCGGGUCCCAUAAACACCGGCAGCUCCCUGACCCUGACCUGCACCACUGGCAGCAGCAACCCUCCUGCCUCCAUCUCAUGGACAUUGGUGGGAGGGUCAGCGUCAUCUGCAACUUUCCCAUCAGACACAGAAGGACAAUAUGGCGGGACAAUCACUUCAGAACAAACCAUUCUUCCCAACCAGCGGCCCCAGGAUAACGGGUCACAGAUUAAGUGUACAGCUACAAAGAGUGAGCUGGGACAGAGUAUGGACAGUUCGACUGUCACAAUCAAUGUCAGAUUUUAUCUUGGGGGAAUUGGCAUUACCGGGCACACCAACUCUGUGACAAGCGGCAGUUCCCUGACCCUGACCUGCACCUCAGGCAGCAGCAACCCUCCUGCCAACAUCUCAUGGACCCGGGUGGGAGGGGCGGCACCAACUGGAACGGACCAACCACAGACAGACGGACAACAUGGCGGGAAAAUCACGUCACAACAGAUCAGUCUCACCAACCUGCAGGCUCAGGACAACGGAGCACAGUUCAAGUGUACAGUCACCAACUCUGCUGUCAGCCAGAGGGAAGAGAAGACUGUUACUAUUGAUGUACAAUAUGCACCGACUAAUGUCCAGGUGUCCUGUAACCCCAGUGACCUUAGUGACUUGAGGGAGGGGCGCAGACUUGAAUGCACAUGUACAGCUGACAGUAACCCAGCUGCCCAGUACAGCUGGAUAAAGGACAGCACAGCAGGUCCCCUUCCUACAGGAGUGGUAUUGGACACCACAGUGGGAACUCUUACCUUCAGUACCCUAGACAGGACACACAGCGGGGUGUACAGCUGUACAGCUAACAGUGGCAUCAGUCCUGAGGCAACAAGCGGCGGCGUCACUUUAGAUAUCAAAUACGCACCCAUAGAACCAACAAUAGUAUCAAAUGCAACAACUGUUGAGGAAGGAGACAGCGUUCAGCUGACCUGUCAAACAACCAGCAACCCACCAGCAUUGUACAACUGGACCAAACAGUCAGGGGACCUGCCUGGUGAUGCAAAAGAGGAAACUAUAGGACAGACAUCAGUUCUCGUGAUCCCCGGUCUGACUAAGGACGACUCCGGGACAUACAUCUGUACAGCCAGCAAUGUUGUACUGCCUGGUGGAACCGCUGAGGAUUAUAACCUCACUGUCUUAUACCUGCACCAACCGAUAGUUAGGUCCAAUGAAGUUUCCAUUGUUGAUGGUACCUUACAACAAGCUGCAGUCGGUGAGAACACAAAUGUAUCAAUCACCUGUACGGCAGAUGCCAACCCUACAGCCGAGAUAAAGUGGACCGGUCCUCAGGAAGAAGUGACCAAUGAAGGACAACUUCAGUUUAACCAUGUCGAGCGGACACAUGCCGGGAAUCAUACUUGUAAAGCAAGCAACAGCAUCAAGGGCGAACCACGGUCAAAGGAAGUUACUCUGGAAAUCACUGUCAACUACCCCGCCAGCAUCACAUGCAUCACUCCCCCUGUGGCGGUUGAUGAGUAUGAUGAUGUCAACAUGACCUGUACAGCUGACAGCAACCCUGCACCAGAUAACUUUAGCUGGGCCUACAUGGACGGUACAACCUUAACAGGCACUACAAGUGUGAAUAGGUUCAGCUUAACCACGUCCAUUACAGCCAUCACCUACCAACAGGCGGGAACGUACACGUGUACAGCUGGCAAUGGGAUCGGUACUGCCGACUCUGAAGGGACUAAUGUUACAGUCGAAUAUGCUCCCAAGUUCUACCCUCCCCCCGACCCCUACCCAGCAGCCAUUGGUGCAGACGUCUCCAUGCAGUGUUCAGCCUUCGCUGUGCCCAAUAGCAUCGCUUUCACCUGGUCCACGAAUGGAACAACUCUGACAAACUCCAGUAGGCUCAACAUCCAGUCUUCAAGAGAAACCUCGGUCCUCACCAUCAUUGGUGUGGAACAAGUAGACUAUGGGACGUACAACUGUACGGCAGCCAAUAUCAAAGGGUCGUCAUCAACUACCAGGACCCUUCAACCACUCGGACCCCCUGGAACCCCCAGUGGACUUAUAGUCCUGUCCAAGAAUACACAGUUUGUAGUUCGCAUCGCCUGGACAGCAGAUUUUAACGGUGGUCUGGACACAGCUCACAUAGUGCAGCUGAGAGAGGUAGGGGCAGAUCAAUGGGAAGAUGUGGGGAGUCGUCAACAAACUGCAUCUGAGCAGCGUCGUACGUUCAACAUUACACUCGACCUGAAGGCACAGCAGGCUGGGGACUAUCAGAUCAGAAUAAAUGCCAGGAACACACAGGGGGAGGCAUGGUCUGAGUCUGUGGAUCUGAAACUGGAAGCAAGCCAACACCUGUCUGGAAGGAUGACAACGAAUGAAAACUGGGUGGAGGCAUUGAAAGACAGCGAGUCAACUGAAUUUCGACAAAAGAAAGCCUUGUGGGAGAGAAAUUUGGACAAAGUUUUCAGCUCUCUAAUUGGAUAUGAGGGUGCGACCAUAACACAGUUUAGCCAGGGCAGUGUAGUAGGAGACUUUGAGGCAGUGGUGGCCGAGUCAGAAACGCAGGCAGCUAUAGAAGCUUUCGAGACACAGGUCAACACAGGCAGUGUGGGAGAUCUUACUGUGGUCAAGGAGAGCUCACAAAUUUCUGUCACGAGGCCUCCUGUAGAUGGAGACAGCACCGCAACCAUCAUCAUCAUCGCAGCAGUAGUGUGUGGGGUUGUCUUCCUAGCUAUCAUUGGUGUUGGAGUGUUUGUUUUUAGGAGAUGGAAAUCAGCCAAUAAAAAACCUGGCCAAAAUCAUCAAAAUAACAUAGAGCUGGACCGUGUGCGCGACGAUACGGAUGGCGGAUACCAAAGUUUAAAGAUACCUAAUAGACGGACGUCUGAUCACACGUACCAAGGGCUGAUGGCACGAAGUGGGAAUGAGACAUCACCAGAUGCAACAUAUGAAGAUGUGAAGACACAGUCGGAAUUCCCGCGGAAUCAACUAGACAUCAAAGAGGAACUUGGGCAAGGGGAGUUCGGAAGUGUCUAUAAGGCUGAAGCCUGGAAAAUAUCAGGAAACACAGGUGUAACAACUGUGGCUGUGAAGGAGUUGAAAGGUAUGACAGGCCCUGCUUCUUCAACUGCUUUCUUCAAGGAGUUGUCAGUCCUGAAGCUCCUCGGGACACACCCCAACGUUGUGUCGUUUCUCGGAUGCUGUACGGGUGCAGACCCGUUUUACCUGCUGCUUGAGUACGUGUCCGGAGGAAGUCUCCAGUCCAACCUCCGCACCAGCCGCACCCAGCAAACAUACGGGAACUUACACGGCGGCAGCAAGUCCCUCUCAUCACGGGACCUCACCAAGUUCGCCUGGGACGUGGCCAAGGGGAUGAGCUUUCUGUCAGCGAAGAAGGUUAACUGA
Messenger RNA from Branchiostoma floridae (Florida lancelet), 4741 nucleotides. Its product is annotated as nephrin-like. The record is from RefSeq and is a predicted model, not a curated record. The coding region runs from base 986 to 4741 and encodes 1251 amino acids. NCBI's taxonomy places the organism in Eukaryota, Metazoa, Chordata, Leptocardii, Amphioxiformes, Branchiostomatidae. Gene Ontology annotation, cellular component: cell-cell junction. Gene Ontology annotation, biological process: cell-cell adhesion; protein phosphorylation. Gene Ontology annotation, molecular function: protein kinase activity; ATP binding; cell adhesion molecule binding. The transcript has 20 exons.